Molecule: messenger RNA, 1057 nt
Organism: Prorocentrum cordatum
Lineage: Eukaryota; Dinophyceae; Prorocentrales; Prorocentraceae
Source: the annotation of a GenBank genome assembly
GCUCCGAGGGCGCAGGCCCCGCAGGAGGCGCAGCCCCCGCCCGUCGUCCACGACCUGCGGCCGCGCUGCUUCCGGAGGCUCCGCUGGCUGCUCCUCGCGAACUUUCUCUGCUUCUGGCUGGCGGCCGCGCACUGCGGGUACUCCUACCACGUCCGUGUGGCGGAGAUGGGCCUCAAGGCCCCGCCCCCGCUGGAGGUGAGCCUGCUGACGGUGUUCGUGCUGGGGACGCAGGCCACGGUGGAGCUCGCGGUGUGCGCGUGCCUAACGCGGCCCGCCAGGGCCAUGGAGGCCCGGAGCACAGGGUUCCGCUCCUGGGACGGGGCCGCGUGGCUCACAGGCAUGGGCGCGCGCGCCUCCGUGCUGCUGGACGUGCAGUGCCUGCCCCUCAUGAGGCGCGGGUCCAGCCUCCUGUUCCUGCUCUCCCUCGCGACCUUCGCCUUCGCUAUCGGCAUCUUCGUGUUUGUGGUCCAGCUGCGGCUUCUGGCCGGACUAUUCCUGUCUCAAGACAACUUCUCCUACGACAAGCCGGACCUCUUCCUCAAGGGCAGGGACGCGCACGGGUGGCUCGAGGGCCAGCCUCUGGCGGCGCUCCCGCCCGGCGGCAGGGAGGACGAGGAGCAGCACGCGGAGCUGCGGGGAGACAGGGUCGUGCCAGUCAACACCGUCAAGGCGGCGAACUUUGCGCACUUCAGCGACCUGGCCAUGCUGCACGGAGUGAUUGAGACUCAGGAGUUUGUCAAGUCUGUGACAUCGUUCUCGAGGUGUUUCUGCGAGGACGUGGUCCAGUGCAGUGUGAAGUUUUUCUUCUUGAUGGACUGCGAGAUAAACUCGCUGGUGCUGGUCUCGCUGCUCGUUUCGGCGUCGCAGGCCAUCGCAUCCUGCCUGUUUGCGAGCACGGCCUCGAUCGAGCUGUCAGACAUCAGAAGCGACGACGAGCUGCACCUGCACGAGUGAGCUUGGACGUCUCGCUUCUGCAGGGCCGCCGAAAAGGUUGCGAGAGCAGAUGCCCCGGACUUUGGGUCUGCCUCGCAGGAUCCGUUUUGGCCCGAUCGGUGCG